Molecule: messenger RNA, 1951 nt
Organism: Manihot esculenta (cassava)
Lineage: Eukaryota; Viridiplantae; Streptophyta; Magnoliopsida; Malpighiales; Euphorbiaceae
Product: protein COBRA
Exons: 6
Coding region: 175-1539 (454 amino acids)
Biological process (GO): plant-type cell wall cellulose biosynthetic process; cellulose microfibril organization
Cellular component (GO): plasma membrane
Source: RefSeq, a predicted model, not a curated record
UUAAAGAGUGGGUUUAUAAAAUCUUCUACUGGAGCUGAAGCACUCUCUCUCCCAUGUGAGAAGAAAGUCCACACCAAUUUCCACCGUCGUCCCUCUCUUUUUCUCUCUCUCUCUGUUAUGCAGAUCUUGAGCUAAGCCAGUCGUAAACAUCAGUGUUGCAUCACGAAUCUGGCAAUGGAUUCCCACUUCUCAUCACUCACUGGAUCCAUUACUAAGCUCUGCUCCUUCACCAUUUUGCUUCUCUUCUUGCUUUCUUGCUCCACUUUCACUCCUACAGAUGCCUAUGAUGCUCUUGAUCCAAAUGGUAAUAUCACUAUCAAAUGGGACGUAAUAAGCUGGACUCCAGAUGGCUAUGUUGCAGUCGUUACAAUGUACAACUUCCAGCAAUACCGCCACAUUCAAGCUCCAGGUUGGACAUUGGGUUGGACAUGGGCAAAAAAGGAGGUAAUCUGGAGCAUGAUGGGAGCCCAAACUACAGAGCAAGGGGAUUGUUCCAAGUACAAAGGAAAUGUCCCCCAUUGCUGUAAGAAGGAUCCUACCGUUGUGGAUUUAUUGCCAGGAACUCCUUACAACCAGCAGAUUGCAAAUUGCUGCAAAGGAGGAGUAAUAAACUCGUGGGCACAGGACCCUGCUACUGCAGUAAGCUCCUUCCAAGUUAGUGUAGGUGCUGCUGGAACCUCAAACAAAACAGUUAGAUUGCCAAAGAACUUCACCUUGAAAGCACCAGGGCCUGGAUACACUUGUGGGCCAGCAAAGAUUGUGAGACCAACCAAAUUUAUUUCAGCAGAUAAAAGGAGAGUCACUCAAGCUUUAAUGACCUGGAAUGUUACUUGUACGUAUUCUCAAUUCCUGGCUCAGAAGACACCCACCUGUUGUGUUUCGCUGUCCUCCUUCUACAAUGACACAAUAGUAGGUUGUCCAACUUGUGCUUGUGGCUGUAAAAACAGCACAAAUGGGGGGAGCUGUGUGAAUCCAGACACACCGCAUUUAGCUUCUGUGGUUAGUUCAGGCAAGAAUGACAUGUCACCUUUGGUGCAGUGUACUAGCCAUAUGUGUCCAAUCCGAGUCCAUUGGCAUGUUAAGCUCAAUUACAAGGAGUAUUGGCGGGUGAAGGUCACAAUUACAAAUUUCAAUUACCGAAUGAACUACACACAGUGGAAUAUAGUUGUGCAACACCCGAACUUUGAUAAUCUCACACAGAUUUUCAGCUUUCAUUAUAAACCACUGACUCCUUAUGAUGGAUUAAAUGAUACUGCUAUGUUAUACGGAGUUAAGUUCUACAAUGAUUUUCUCUCACAAGCUGGCCCUUUCGGGAAUGUACAGUCGGAGCUGCUUUUCCGAAAGGACAAGUCAACUUUCACUUUUGAAAAGGGAUGGGCUUUCCCUAGGAGGAUUUAUUUUAAUGGUGAUAACUGUGUGAUGCCACCUCCAGAUGCCUACCCAUGGUUGCCUAAUGACGGUUCUCGUCUGAGCAUAUCUCUACUUAGUCCAGUCAUGACAUUCUUGGUGUAUAUUGUCUUCUUUUUGGCAUGCAUGUGAUGAAGCCAAACUACUAAAGCUGUCUGUUCUUCUAACGAUCUGUAAACCUGAUCUGGCUUAGCACAUACGGGAACAUAAAGAAAUCCAGUCUUCGGGCCCAGAAUUUAGAUCUGUCAAGUGCUGCAAGUCAAUGCAAUGCAAGUGCUCAAGGUGCACUAUUGCCUGGUCUUUAGUUUAUGAAUCGUCAGUUAGUUACUUUCUUCUUUUUUCUUUUUUCCCACUUUUUCCUUCUAUAAUUUAUUUGUUAAGCAAACUAUAUUAUAUUUCUGUAUGGUUAUUUGUGUGAUACACUUAAAUCAUUUCGUCUGUAGAAUAUCGAUAGCAUAUGUAAGUCAUUUUUCGUUGUAAUAAGUGACCGUGUGAGGAAUUUAUAGUUGAUCAAUGGAUUUGUUCCUGCCAAUUUGUUGGUCUA